This is a messenger RNA of Magnusiomyces paraingens, 2541 nucleotides long. RefSeq lists its product as uncharacterized. Bases 1 to 2541 code for a protein of 846 amino acids. Gene Ontology annotation, biological process: exocytosis; Golgi to plasma membrane transport. The transcript has 3 exons. The record is from RefSeq and is a predicted model, not a curated record. Gene Ontology annotation, cellular component: exocyst; cytoplasm. Lineage: Eukaryota; Fungi; Ascomycota; Dipodascomycetes; Dipodascales; Dipodascaceae.
AUGGGUCUCUAUGGGCUGGAUGAUCAAACUCGACGACUUAUUCGUCUUGAGAACUUUAAGGACAACUUUUCAGUUAAAGAAUUUAUAGAAGUAGUUGCGGUAAAUUAUGAUGGGUUCACAAGCUCAAAGAAUACUGAAGCACUGGAUCCCAAACCUUACAUUCGAACGUUUGAAGCAGUUCUCCAUGAAUUAGAGCGACUUCAAAAUGAUAUUUCUAAUCAUGAAAGCGCAGCAGCAAUUGAAGUUAAAAAUGCUGAAAUAAAGCACUGUCAAAAUGUUAUUGCAACUUCUCAAGAAAUUACUGGUGUGCUGCGCGAUUUUGGAGCACUUGACGAUACAGUUGGUGAUAUUUCAACAGCAACUUCACAGUUAAAUGGCCGACUAGAGAAAUUAAGUCUUCAAUACGAAAAAUCUGUUGAAUCAAGUUUUUUGAUAAACUCAUACCUGAACAUAAAUAAACACAGUUCGUGCGAAGGCUUAGAGCGGUUAUGGGAGUCAAAUCAUCCCGCAGACAAAAGAAAAUGCGCAAAUGUGGUUCGACAAAUUCAAAUUCUUUCACGAAAGCUUGAAGAUGUUGAAAAUGGAGAAAAAUCUAGAGAUAUUAUCGACAAAUUUGCCGAAAAGCUCGAGCGCGAUUUACUUAACGAUUUUGAUACAGCAUACAGAUCUGCCGAUUUGGUAAUCAUGAAAGAGUCGGCAGACAUUUUGACAGACUUUAAUGGAGGAUCCAGUGUAGUCCAAAUGUUUGUUAACCAGCAUGACUACUUUAUUGUCCAGGAAAAUCUUGUCGAUGAGUCUUUAGUCAUGAAUGAUGAGGUCUGGACUAAAAUUUGUGACCCUGAGGGUGACUACAGCGAAUUCGAGGACACUCUGACAAAAAUGGCUACAGGCAUGGAAGAUGUUAUUAUGCAAGAACUUCAAAUUAUUCGAAAAGUUUUUAGGGACCCAGUAGUCAUUCUCAAAGUUUUCCUUCAGCGUGUAUUUGCUCAAAAGAUUCAACUACAAAUUGAGGCAUAUCUUAAAAAGGCUGAAAGUUUAUCAUCGCUCGCCUACGUCCGUACCCUCCACGUCGCAUAUACUAAAAUCAAACUCUUCACAACUUCUCUUAAAUCAGCAUUUUCCAAACAGAACAUUGAUACUAAUGAUGAACUAUCUGCCUUAUUAGACCAAAACUUUUUAGAUAACUUUGUACCGUAUAUUGAAAACGGCCAAUAUUUCGAUGCUGAACUUAGAAGUUUGAAUGAAGUUACUAUGCAGUCUAUGGCGAAAUUUACCGAAGCACACAAUCAUAAACUUUCUAGGGAGCAGUCGCUAUUAAGCAGGUUUACUUCUUCGGGCGACAAGCAAGCUGGACCUCUGCCAGCAGGUACUGCCGGAGCAGCUGUGUCAGACACCACAUUAGAACGCCAUGGAAGUUUCAGUAGUCUUAACAAUAAUUCCAAAGAAAAGGAAACUGGUCGUAUUGGCCAACUGAUACGAGCUGUAAGACUUGAACGUACAAAUUCAGAUCGUAAACCCGGAGAAAAUCAUUUUGGCAUGCAUAGCAGCGGUAGUAGCAGCAAUCUUAAUCAGUAUACUGAAUACGACGAAACUGAUGGUGAUAUUAAGCCAGAAAUGGUCAGAAGAAUUUUAUCUUCAAUGGCAGAAAGCGUUAAACGUGAUUUGGAGAUGAGCGAAGCUUCUCGCAUUCCUGGACAUGCAAAACUCUUUGUGAACCACCUUCUCAAUUCUUUGUGCAAAAAUUGUAUUGACAUUGUUUUAGAAGAAGCUUAUCAAUUAAGUUUAAACCAAGAAAUCAAAUCUCAGGUCGAUUUAUCAUACCUCAAACUUAUUAGCGAUGCAUCAAAUGCCAUAAUGCUCAUGUCAUCCAUGAUUAAAACUGUCAUUUACCCAAUGGUAUCUACAAGUUCACCCCCAAUGCGCACCGUCAUUACAACAUUGGUUAAUACUUACUAUCAACGAUCAGAAACUAAAAUUAACAAGACAAUUUCUAAUACUGUGGAAACCUGUAUUAGCCGGUUGUCAUAUUUGUUAUCUAGACAAAAGAAGAAGGACUUUUUGCCUAGGGAAGAUAGCAUUGAAAUUGUACAGCAAAGUGUCACUUGUACCGAAGUUAUUGUCUUUUUAACUAUGAUCCAUAAAUCUGCCCUGACUGCUCUUGAUGGUGACAACCUUACAAUGCUUUUAGAAGAUAUCGGCUUUGGCUUUAGAGACCUUGUUUUAGAUCACUUUAAGAAAUUUUCAGUGAACCGGACAGGUGCACGCAUUGCUGCAAAAGAUAUUGAUCAAUAUCAUGAAGCUAUGGAAAGAUGGUCUGUUCCUGCAGUUUCAUCUGCAUUCAUGGUUGCUGAUGCCAUUGCAGAAUUGUUUACGGUUUCACCUCAGAAUGUGAGCCAACUUAUCCGCAACACACCAAACCUAUCUCAAGCCAAAUUUUACAACCUUAGAGAAUAUCUAGCAAAACGUGCUGAUUUCACAUCUGAUGGAAUCGUCGAUCAGCUUUCAGCUUUGGAACUGGCAGGCUCCGGUCGUUCACAGUAA